Messenger RNA from Brugia pahangi, 957 nucleotides. NCBI's taxonomy places the organism in Eukaryota, Metazoa, Nematoda, Chromadorea, Rhabditida, Onchocercidae. The record is from the annotation of a GenBank genome assembly.
AUGGCAGCAAACUCUGCAUCGGGUAGUUUAACAUCAUUGGAAGCAUCACCAGUGGGUUUUUCCGGUUAUCGACCAACAAAUAGUACAAUACAUUCAGUAACCGGAACCGGUUCAAGUAAUAGUGGUAUGGGAACGGUAGUAGCAACACAUGGAAGUGCUGCAACAGCAUCAUCAGCAUUUAGUGCAUCACCUUAUCUUACCGGUCAUUUUGGUAAUAGUUAUCAACCGGCACCAGAUUUUUCAAGUUAUGUUACAAAUGCACCAUCAGCUGCUGGUUGGUACGGUACUCAUGAUCCACGACUUGUACCACGAUUAGGUUCCAGUUUUGGCCUUAAUUGUGGCAUUAAUCCAGCUCAUGCAGCAAUGCAAGGAUUACAAUUACCACUUUCUGGUCACGUUGGUUCCAGACGUAAACGACGUGUACUUUUUUCACAAAAUCAAGUUUAUGAAUUAGAACGACGCUUUCGUGCAUCCAAAUAUUUAACAGCACCGGAACGUGAAGCAUUAGCAAAUUCAAUUGGACUCUCAGCAACACAGGUGAAAAUUUGGUUUCAAAAUCAUCGUUACAAAUGUAAGCGUCAAGAAAAGGAGCGCAAAAUGACCGAUGGUAAUAGAGGACGAGAUGAAAGUCAAUCACCUGGACCAUCUAGGACACCAACACCGUUAGAUAGUAGUAGCAUUGAUAAAAAAAUGAAUGUUUCAAUACUGGUUAAAGAUGGAAAACGUUGUGAUAAUGCACAUGCUGUUACCGGUGUUGCACCGGAUUCAAAUCAGGAACAUUUGUUAAAUUUAAGUGCAUUACCUGAUGGUAUACCGGAUUUAAAAAAUCAAUUUUAUCAACAAGCAAUGUGUCAAUCGAGCAAUAUGUAUCAGCAAGGAGCAUUUCCAUUUCCGCCAUUUGGUGCGCAACCGUAUCCAACUGCUCAAAAUCCAUACUAUCCAUAUUAUGCAAAAUAA